UGGCCAGAGCAGACAGAAGAGAAAGAGGAGCUCAAGCUGAGCUUUCGCUUGCUGUCCACCACUGCUGAAUGCCGCCAUCACAGACCCAAUGCUGACUUCCACUCCUCUGGAUCCGGCAGGGUGUCUGCUGUGCUCUGAACUAGUGAGGCGGCCAUUGCCACUCCCAUUUGGGCUAAAGGCUCGCCAUUGUUCCUGCAUGGGGAGGCGGAUUUGCCUUGAUGAAGGCAUCGCCCGCAACGAAUUGUUCCUCUUCUUCACCACCAUCCUCCAGAACUUCUCCGUGGCCAGCCCCGUGGCUCCUGAAGACAUCGAUCUGACACCCCAGGAGAGUGGUGUGGGCAAAAUACCCCCAACGUACCAGAUCCGCUUCCUGCCCCGCUGAAGGGGCUGAGGGAAGGGGGUCAAAGGAUUCCAGGGUCAUUCAGUGUCCCCAUCUCUGUAGACAGUGGCUCUGACUCCCCGCAACUUCCUGCCUCUGAGAGACCUGCAGCAAGCCAGCUUCCUUCCCCUCCAUGGCACCAGUUGUCUGAGGUCACAUUGCAAGUGAGUGGAGGAGCGAGAUUAUUGAAA
Macaca mulatta (Rhesus monkey) is the source of this 570-nucleotide messenger RNA. NCBI's taxonomy places the organism in Eukaryota, Metazoa, Chordata, Mammalia, Primates, Cercopithecidae. The record is from RefSeq and is a predicted model, not a curated record.